Molecule: messenger RNA, 2917 nt
Organism: Wyeomyia smithii (pitcher-plant mosquito)
Lineage: Eukaryota; Metazoa; Arthropoda; Insecta; Diptera; Culicidae
Product: solute carrier family 35 member G1
Exons: 3
Coding region: 318-1361 (347 amino acids)
Cellular component (GO): membrane
Source: RefSeq, a predicted model, not a curated record
CUCACAGCUGUCAAAGGUGGAAAAUCAGGAUUCAGCAAGUUGGAAAAUCUGGAAAAUCUUUCGAAAGAAAGUGUCUGGAAUUAUUAGACUUUCGUCAGUAUUCUCACAUUAAAUAUAGUGUGAGGCUUGUAGAUUGAAUCAACAAGUUCCAAUUAAAUCUACCCUUGCAUAUAGUUUGGUUACUGAGCAAUCUGGCCAAAUGGAAAGGAUGCCUCCCAAAAGAGGCAUUUGUAUGAGGAAUACAUAGCCAGCGACAGUGAUGCUGUUUCAAAGGUAUACUUCAGAAUCAUCUGGAUUUUAGCAACCAAGGACCAACGAUGCCAGAGCAUUUGGAAUUGCAGCAAUUGGUGGGCGGCGUUCUUCAAGGCAGCGUGCGGCAUCGAACGUUUCCUUGGGCCAGAUGCUCUUGUCCUUAUUUGGGUAUUAUACUAGCCACUGUUUCGUCACUAUUCUUUUCACUAUGCUCGGUAAUAGUGAAAGGGUUGGUGGAUAUAAACCCGAUUGAGUUAGCAACAUUCAGGUUUAUUGGUGUUCUGCUGCCGUCGAUUCCAAUUGCUAUAUACAAAGAGGAAUGCUUUUUUCCUAAAGGAAAGCGUAUCAUACUGGUUCUACGAUGUUUUGUGGGAACAACUGGUUUAAUGCUGAGCUUCUAUGCAUUCAGACACAUGCCACUAGCAGAUGCUUCGGUAAUUAUAUUCUCAACUCCGGUGUUCGUAGCCAUCUUUGCGCGUUUGUUUUUACGCGAAAGUUGUGGGAUGUUCAAUAUCCUAACCAUAAUUCUAACUCUGAUUGGGGUGGUGCUGAUUACGCGACCUCCAUUUCUCUUUGGAGAUGUAGGAACACAGGGUUUAGCCGAUGAACAGAUAAUGGAAACAAACUACGAUGUGUGGGGUCCUGUUGCAGCUCUUUCAUCCACAUUAUUUGGCGCGAAUGCUUAUGUGCUUCUUCGUGCUCUUAAAGGACUACACUUUUCUGUUAUUAUGACAAACUUUGGCGCAUUUGCCCUUGUCUAUACGCUCAUUGUUUGCUAUUAUCUAGGAGCACUCUGUUGGCCUCUAUGUGGGACCGACCGAUUACUCGUGAUUGCUUUGGCACUGUUCAGUUUUGGAGGUCAAAUUCUGUUAACUUUGGCACUGCAAUAUGAACAGGCUGGGCCUGUCGCUAUCGCACGGUCAGCUGACAUAGUUUUUGCCUUCAUUUGGCAAAUAAUGUUUUUCAGGGAAACUCCAAACGUGUAUUCUGUACUGGGGGCCCUACUAGUAGUCAGCUCAGUUGUACUAUCAGGGAUGCGUAAGUGGGCACUCGCACUGCCGAGAGAUUCGGAUUUGAGAAAACGGUUGAAAUGCUUUAUUUCGGAGUAGUAUGUGUAAGCUUUUUACUAUAGCUUCACCAAAGCUUACGUAGUUUAACGAAACAUACGCUCAACGAAAGAGUGUUUUUUUGAUCUUACAACAAGUAUUCCACACGAUACAAAAUUGAUGGGUAAUCUAAGGUACAAUUUUUUUAAUUUGGUUUGAUGUAGAACACAGGAAUUGCAAUGAGCGAAAAUUCCAAAACGAGUCUUAUUCGCAAUAUGUAGAGUAUCGGUAGAGUCCUAUUCUUAAAUCUUGUAAAAUGGAAUGCAGGAAUGAUUGCAUUAUCACAUGCUUGAUUAAAGACAAAACCAUGCUCAGUCUAGAGCUAACCAUUCUUGUGACGGACUAAAAGCCAAAAAGUUGUAUUUGCUGUUCAAAACGAAGAGUACAUGUCCGUUUCAGUUUAACUUAAGCGAUCCUGUACUGUAGUUGCGCUUUAAAAGAUCACAAUUCCUGUGUUCUACUUCUUAUCGCAUGUGUCGUAUCUGCGAUUGAGUUGUUCAUGUUGAUCUCUACAUAGCUUGUAAGUAUACUCAUCUGACUACGACCAAAUCAUCGUUUAUCUGAUAAGAAAACAAGUUUAGUAAGUAAACCUCUUGUAUUGUGGCCGCUCUAUUUAUUUUAUAGUCAUGGAAUAUGAAUCUAAGAUUUUAAUGCUACACCUAGCUAAAUUUUGUGUAGUACUAAAGCACAAGCCUAUCAUUUUAUAACAAAAGAAUUUUAGAUAGAAUUUCACAUGAAUACUCAAUAUGUGCCAUUCUGAUCCCAUUUAAAUUAGUAUUAAAAUUCUAAUCGCUUAGUUAUGCACGUGGAAGAACUAAAUACAGGAAGGUUAAAUGCCAUCCUAGGAAUUAAUCUAGCUCUUGCUACGGAACUACGAAACAGAUGUGUAAAAUAGGAAACGUUAUAAGUCAGUAUGUUGCUAACAGUACUAACAGUUUAAUUUGAAGCUUGAAGUUUAUCCGUAAUUGGCGAUUACUGAUGUGCCAUUAGAGAAAACCGACAGAGCACAAUGUUACUAGAGCACCACCCGGUGCAAUACUUUGCGUUACCAAAUCGUGAUUAUUAAUCUGCUCGUAAUUAACUGUCCCAAAAAGAAUAAAAAUAAAAUUGCAUUUCAUCAAAUUCACAAAACAAUCAAAAAUAUGGUUCGUUCGAAAACAAACCAAUUUUGUCGAUUUUACUAGGAUUUUAUUAUGUCCAAUCAUAAAACUGAAUCUCAGAAGCAGAGCCAAGUCUCUUGAUUUUUGUGAAUUUGGUUAGAUACAAUUAACCGCAGUUAGUUUGAUCAUAGACAUGCUCAUUUGAGAGAAGGUUUCUUUAAAUUUUAGUAGCAUGUUUUUUUAUGCCGUUUGGCAUCCAGAGAUAAUUUAUUUUGUUAAACACUCGUUGGGUGGUCAUCAAAAGUGAUAUACUAAACUCUAGUCAAAUCACAAUACAUGAUCUCGCUAGUAAAGAAGAAAACCAAAACAAAUCGAAAAAAUGUUUACACUAAGCCGAGAUUUAAGUUGUAAUAAAAUCUAUCAGAUAUUAAAUUAUACCUGCUAAAUUAUUGAUCAUUA